AUGCUUGACACUAUUCCUACGGAAAGUUCCUUACCUCAAUCAAAGACUGUCACAAUUGAAAUAAUACGUAAUCCUCACAUUCGUGAACGUACACGUACAGAUAUAUCAUCAACAUUUCAUGCAUUUAAAUAUUAUAUUGUACCACGAGAGGUUCAAUUCUAUGUCAAUCCUAUAGAAGAUGCUCAAAUCAAAAUUUCUUUUCUCCUAAAAUGUGAAGGCAGAAAACAUGUGCCCGAUUUUACUAUACCAGAUGGUGCUAAACCGCAUCUAUCGAUAUUAGAAGACUUCUCGUCGAAGACAACUACGUUACGAUUAAAAAAUAAAUUGACUACAGAACUAGUUGGCCGAUAUAAGUGUACAGAAAAAAUUAAUAAUAAUGUAGAAGAGACUGCAAUAUACGUCUUCAUUUAUGACAGCAAAACGAUAUUUACGAAAUCAUCAUAUCCAACUGUAAUGAAACAAACGGGUGUACAUUAUUUUAAUUUACCAUGUCAAACUGCAAACUGGUUUACAAAUAUGAAUUGUCUCUCUACGAACAAUGAAUGUAUACUUGUUCACUACACACCACAACUUCAGGCUCAUGAAAUUUAUUUUGAUCCUCAAAUUGGAUUUGCUCUUAUAAAUCCACAAUUUCCUGCUGAUAAUUCAAAAAUUUUGUGUAAAGCCGACUUCGGUAGAGGCGCUGUAGCAACUGUUCCAUACGUGGCUUCAGCAGCUGAAUUUGUACAAAUUCGUCAAUCAAGUCUAACAGUUUUGUCCGAUGAAAAAGUCGAUUUAACAUGUGAAAUACGAUACGGAGUGAAAAUUACGUCAAGACCACCCAUUGUUUUUUGGUUUAAUGAUACAAAUAAUUUAAUUGUACACUCAAAUGAUACACAGAAGCCUGUGUUCAAUACUGAAACUCAACUUUUUGAACAAACUACAUCAAUACGAUUAAGUGGUUUUGUACCGAAACAAUCGUAUGUAUUACAUUGUGUUCGUAUAUCAGAACAAGGAACAUACUCCCAGAGUGUUCAAAUUGAUUGUCAAGAAUCUGCUGAUGUCACUCUAGACAUUAUACCACAUGAUUCAGAAAAUGAAAAAGUUGUUUACGGUGGAAAUAUUGCAUAUGAUAUACAAGUUCUUACCGUACCACGUUCUACCUCAUUAUUGACUAUCGAUAUAAUGAGAAAUAAUACGGCUGUGAAAGAUGAACGGUUCAAUCUAACUCUCACGUAUGUAUAUAUUUUACUGUAG
This is a messenger RNA of Didymodactylos carnosus, 1236 nucleotides long. The record is from the annotation of a GenBank genome assembly. NCBI's taxonomy places the organism in Eukaryota, Metazoa, Rotifera, Eurotatoria, Philodinida, Philodinidae.